Messenger RNA from Magnolia sinica, 2694 nucleotides. Its product is annotated as conserved oligomeric Golgi complex subunit 2. Gene Ontology annotation, cellular component: COG complex; membrane. The coding region runs from base 150 to 2420 and encodes 756 amino acids. Gene Ontology annotation, biological process: Golgi organization; protein transport; intra-Golgi vesicle-mediated transport. The transcript has 12 exons. NCBI's taxonomy places the organism in Eukaryota, Viridiplantae, Streptophyta, Magnoliopsida, Magnoliales, Magnoliaceae. The record is from RefSeq and is a predicted model, not a curated record.
CACCGGCGAAUUGCUAACCUGUCCGUGGAACUGCUCUCACUUCUCACCAUUUCUUCCCAUUUCCUCCCUCGCACUUGAGUCGCCUCAACAGCAAAACCCAACACCAAACACAGAAAAAGAAAAGAAAAAGAACAUUUCAUCCCCCAAAAAUGGCAGAUCUGGUCCAAGUAUCUCCUCCGCCACGCUCUCCAACAGACUUCUUCAACGACCCGAUCGAUUCUUCUCCUCUAUGGUUCAACAAAUCUGCAUUUCUACACCCAUCUUUCGACCCCGAAUCAUACAUCUCCGAUCUCCGCUCUUUCGUUCCCUUCGACACCCUCCGCGCUCACCUAUGGGCCCACCUCUCCUCCCUCAAUCACGAACUCGUUGAUCUCAUCAACCGCGACUACGCUGAUUUCGUCAGCCUCAGCACCAAGCUCAUCGACAUCGAUGGCGCUGUGGUCCGGAUGCGCUCCCCCCUUUCUGAUCUACGGGACAAGAUCGCCCAGUUCAGGGGCAAUGUCGAGUCGUCACUCGCCGCCAUCCAGAACGGGCUCCGGCAGCGCAAGGAAGCGUCAGCAGCGAGGGAGAUCCUCGAGCUGUUGCUCGACACAUUCCAUGUUGUGUCCAAGGUUGAGAAACUUAUUAAGGAGUUACCUGGUAUGCCUGCUGAUUGGUCAAGUACAGAUGUAGCCCCUUUAGAGAAGGGUUCCUUAAGCAAUGGCAUUUCAUCACAACAUGUUGAGAAUGGAACAAACCUCAGAGAGACUCAAAGCAUUCUUUUGGAGAGAAUUGCUAGUGAGAUGAACCGGCUAAAGUUUUACAUUGCCCAUGCGCAGAACCUUCCCUUCAUUGAGAACAUGGAGACUCGAAUUCAGAGUGCCAGCCUUUUGUUGGAUGGCAGCUUGGGACAUUGUUUUGUAGCCGGCCUAGAACAUCGAGAUGCAAAUGCAAUUUGCAACUGUUUACGUGCAUAUGCUGCUAUUGACAACACUGCAGGUGCAGAAGAAAUUUUUCGUACGACCAUAGUGUCCCCAAUGAUUCAGAAAAUUAUUCCCUAUGGCUCUUCACAGCCGGUUGGUGGAGCUUCCUCGGAUGAGCUCGAGGAGGAUUACCGACAAAUCAUGCAAUCCACUGAGAAGGAAUGCAAAUUUUUGCUGGAAAUUUCUUCCUCAGCAAAUUCAGGUUUGCAUGUUUUUGAUUUCCUGGCCAAUUCAAUACUUAAAGAAGUCCUUUUAGCUAUUCAGAAGGGCAAGGCAGGGGCACUGUCUCCAGGCAAACCAGCACAGUUCCUUAAAAACUACAAAGCGAGUCUGGGGUUUUUGGCUUAUCUUGAAGGCUACUGCACAUCCAGAUCCACUGUUGCUAAAUUUCGAUCAGAGGCUGUUUAUGUUGAUUUCAUGAAACAAUGGAACAUUGGGGUUUAUUUCUCGCUGAGAUUUCAGGAAAUUGCUGGAGCUCUCAAUUCUGCACUUGUGGUGGCUACUAUUACCCCAGUUCACACUUCACAUCUGAGUGAAGGAAGCCCUCAAGAACUAACACUAAAGCAAAGUGCCACACUUCUAGAAUGCUUGAGAGCAUGCUGGAAGGAGGAUGUACUCGUUUUUUCUUGCUCGGACAAGUUCCUUCGCUUGUCUCUGCAGCUUCUCUCAAGGUACUCAACUUGGCUGUCUUUUGGAUUGUCUGCUCGCAAAGCAGGAAGCGUGGGACCGCACCCUGGCUCUGAAUGGGCUAUAGCUGCAACCCCAGAUGAUUUUAUUUUUGUAAUGCAUGACAUAAGUUGUGUGGUUACUGAGCUUCGUGGCGACUUCCUUGGACAUGUUCUUCAGCUUCUUGCUUCUUGCUCUACUGAAGUACGUGAUUUAGUAAAGAUAAGUAUUAUGCAGGCUGGAAAAUCACUGUUGGAUUUGGCACCCAUCAUAAUUGAUACGAUGAUUGAGGCACUUGUGGAGAAGUCUGUUGAGGACUUGAGACAGUUGAAGGGAAUAACAGCAACUUACAGGAUGACUAAUAAACCGCUUCCUGUGAGGCAUUCACCUUACGUGUCAGGAGUACUGCGGCCACUGAAGGUUUUUCUGGAAGGAGAGCGGGCUGCAUAUUUGACAGCCGAAGUUAGAAAUGAAUUGCUCCAUGGUGCCACAGAAAGGAUUACCGGCCGUUAUUAUGAGCUGGCAGCGGAACUUGUUAAUGUGGCAAGGAAAACAGAGUCUUCUCUCCUGAGAAUACGCCAAGGUGCACAAAGACGAGCAGGGGCGAGCUCGGAUGCAUCGGACAACAACAUCUCUGACACCGAUAAAAUAUGCAUGCAGUUAUUCCUCGAUAUUCAGGAGUAUGGCCGCAACCUCGCAGCACUUGGGGUUGCAGCCUCCGAUAUUCCAGCUUAUUGUUCCUUGUGGCAGUGCGUGGCCCCACAAGAUAGGCAGGAAGAAAUAAAAUUCUAGGGUCACUCAUCAGAUGAAGGGUCCAAAGCAAUCAAUCGGUGCUUGGUUAUACAUCACCCGUUUUUGUAGCAGGAUUUGAUUCAAUUGGAUGUUGGUUCUGAAUUCAAUUCAUUGUGUUUACUUCAUGUAGGCCCGCCAUUUCUUUUGUGUUUGUUUUGUUUUGUGUUUUUUUUUUUUUUUGCUACAGAAUACAUUGCCAAAUGACCCAGUAUUAUAUGACAAUCAGCUGUAUAAAAAAGAACUAUAUGCACCAUAGUUCGGUGUAGAGGCGAUA